Myiozetetes cayanensis is the source of this 4239-nucleotide messenger RNA. It is a transcript of the gene ADAT1, whose product is annotated as adenosine deaminase tRNA specific 1. Bases 77 to 1585 code for a protein of 502 amino acids. Gene Ontology annotation, molecular function: adenosine deaminase activity; RNA binding. The record is from RefSeq and is a predicted model, not a curated record. The transcript has 10 exons. NCBI's taxonomy places the organism in Eukaryota, Metazoa, Chordata, Aves, Passeriformes, Tyrannidae. Gene Ontology annotation, biological process: RNA processing.
GGUGGCGGUGCGGGUGGCCGCGUUGUGUUCGCGGGGUGUCACGGGCAGGGAGGGAACCCGCACCUGACCGGCAGCCAUGUGGUCAGCCGAUGAAAUCGCUGGGCUGUGCUACCUCCAUUACAGGACGAGACUCCCCAAGCAGGGGAAGCCAGACCCAAAGAGGGAAUGGACUUCACUGGCAGCUGUUGUCAAAGUGGAGUCUGCAGCCCAGACUGAGGUUCUCGGUAGUCCAGGGAACCUCCAGGUAACUAAAGAAGUUGUUGCUAUGGGAACUGGAACAAAAUGUAUUGGCCAGAACAAAAUGAGAAAAAAUGGAGACAUUUUGAAUGACAGUCAUGCUGAAGUUGUGGCCAAGAGGAGCUUCCAGAGGUACCUUCUCCAUCAGAUGUGGCUGGCAGCUUCCCAUCAGCAGUGCAGUAUCUUUAGUCCGGGAACUGAAACUGGAAAAUGGAAACUCAAACCAAAUAUCAUAUUUGUUUUCUUCUCCAGUCAUACCCCAUGUGGAGAUGCUUCUAUUAUUCCAAUCACUGAACCAGAGAACCAGCUUUCUAAGCCAGUGACUGCAGAUGAUGCAGCUGGACAAUCAGCAGAGUGCAGAAGUAACCACGAUCAUUUGUGUCCAGAAGAUAAAAGGAAAGCAGAGAGCAUGGCAAGUAAUCGUGCAAUCAAGAGAAUGAAGACUGGAGAUGAUGGUUGUUUUUCCACAAUCACUGAAGACCUGCCUGUUCAGCAAGAAUCCGUAAAACGAGAAGAUAACACAAAUAAAAAAUGCUGUGAAUGUUCUGCAGAGGUGCAAACAGCUAAUAAGGAGACUGGCUUAGUGAGACCAAAGGUAGUAGAUGUUCAUAGAACUGGAGCCAAAUGUGUGCCUGGAGAGCUGGAUGAUGCCCGAACACCUGGGCUGGGCUACCACUGUGUGGGAUUAUUACGAGUGAAGCCAGGUCGUGGAGACAGAACAUGCUCUAUGUCCUGCAGUGAUAAACUGGCUCGCUGGAAUGUGUUAGGGUGCCAAGGAGCUCUUCUCAUGCAUUUCCUGCAGCAUCCGGUGUAUCUGUCAGCAGUUAUAGUGGGGAAGUGUCCGUAUAGCCAAGAAGCCAUGCAGAGAGCAAUCAUCGAAAGGUGUAAGCACAUCUCAUCUUUACCAGAUGGUUUUCUGGCUCAGGAAGUUAAGCUGCUGCAGUCGGAUCUUCGAUUCGAACACAGUCGUGAGGCAGUUCAGGAAGGUCAAACUAACAGCAAAACAAAACUUGUUCCUUGUAGUGCAGCUAUCAGUUGGAGUGCAGUCCCUGAGGACCCUCUGGAUGUCACCUCAAAUGGCUUCCGCCAGGGAACAACAAAGAAGGGGAUUGGGAGCCAUCAGAGCAGAUCCAAGAUCUGUAAAGUGGAACUCUUCCAUAAAUUCCAAAAGCUGGUGACAAGUAUUUCACAAGAGGAUCUACCAGACACUCUCCGGAUGAAGACUCUAAAAACCUACUGGGACUACAAGGAAGCUGCAUUAAAUUAUCAAGAAGCCUGGAAAGUGCUGCGUAGCCAAGCCCUGCUGGGUUGGGUCAAGAAUGCCAAGGAAUACUUGCACUUCACAUGAGAAUCCAUGUGGCUAUGUAAAUCCAGCAAUAAGCUCUGGUCCACAGCAGAUACCUCUGCAGUUCAAGGUCCAGGAAAAGAUGUCCUCAGUUCAUGUGCUGUAAAGAGACAGGAGUGAAAAGGAAAGAAAUCUAGAGAAGCCUUUAUUUUAGUUGUGUUGAAGCGCCCUUUUUAUUAAAAUGCAGAAAAGGAUCAUUGCUGACUUAAAGUUCUAAGCUGCAUGAAACAAUAUGCCUCCAAAAGAAAGGAAGCAGGGAUAUGCUGCCCUCUGUUAUAUGAGGAUAUGAUCAGUCUGCCAUAAUUGUUGCAGUGAAUGUAAUGUCACCUGAAAGUGAAGCAGUGCUAUGGAAGAAAGCCUGUCAUUGUAAAAUUUUAGUGCUGCUUUUUUCUUCCACUCCUCAUAAUGUUAUGGUUGUUUUUCUGUUGCUGGGACAACGCUAAUGUAUAGUAAGUAAUAUUUUUAUAACUCUUGGCUCUCCCUGUCUGGUGCCUGGAAGAAUUUUCCAUGUCCCCCAGCCCCAUUGCUUCUAACUGGAAAUACUUGUUCUGUUAAAAUGUCAUUUUUUCUGGUAAUCCGUCAUAUAUAGUGCUGUUUACUAAAUAUAGCCACAGCUAUAGCCACAGCAGAAGUAAAAGAGCAGUGGGGAGGAGUCUGUGUCAAAUAGUACCACUUGUGAUAUCCUGUGCAUCUCUCUUAAUUUCAGGACUUGGACAGAUAACCCUCCAACUGCUUUGCUUCUGUAGGAAGGAAAGAAAUCUCCUGAAUUAUGUGGUUCAACAUUUACCUGCUUUUCAGUGUUUCAAGCACUGUGCAUCCCCUUUAUCCCCCCGUGGGAGAUGGUUAAUUAAAAGCAGAAAUGCCUUAGCCAUUUAUGUCACUGUUCCCUGGCAAGUGUUCAUUAAUAGCCUGGCAAAGGUGGAGAUGCUUUGGGGGGAGUGAAAGUAGUCUCUGGCAUGUGUCUUGCAGUCUCUUGUCAUCAUGCUUUAUUACCAGCUAACAUCUACAUGGCAAAACCAUCAACACUGCAAGCAGUUGUGGGGGAAGCAGAGGAUAAUCCUCCCUAAACUUUCUGUCCCAGUUAUUGCCUUCUGAGCAAGUUCAGGACUGUGUAACUGCUACUGAGCACACUCCCCUUUUGUAUUUUUUCUCUCGUGAACCAGAAAUCAUGAAAGAUUUGAACAAGGCAAUGGCAGGAUGAAAGAAGUGGAUAAUUUAGAACUCAGGAAUUCUUCAGUGAUUUGAAUUUUCUGCUCUUCGGUGUAUUACAGUUUUGGAUUUGAAAAAUGGGCACAGCAGUUCUCCAGACAGCCUCUGCUGUCAACCUACUGAGCUAGGUUCUGAAUCAUGCAUCAGAUGCUGUGACUAAUACCAGGACCAAUGGCCUGAUAGUACCUUGAAUGCAGCUGUGUUAAUAUCCUGUUUCUUGUGUGAGCAACCUCAUUCCUCCCUCCACCUGGUAUAGUUGUGAAUGUUCAGUCAGGCUCUUUUUUGGACCAUUUCUUUGAGGUCCAAGUUGUUUUGGGAGGCAAAAGCUUUGUUCUCUAUAUUGGCAUAAAGUGAUGACUUCAAAUAGUGCUGGUACAAAAAUAUGUGGGCAAUACAUUACAAUUUAGUUGGAAACUAGUGCUUUUUCUGUGGCUGAGGUUUUGAACGUUUGAUCAAAUAAAAAAUUUCUUAAACUUAAUAGGCAUGUGGCCCUUCACAGUCUAAGCAGCUGUGGUCUUUAGGGCAAUGUCUGUAUUUUGAAAACAAAAAGAAACCUAAGCAAUUACUUGGCAAGUACAACUGCUCCAACCAUUGACCUACAGAUGGAACAGGCAGUUGACAUCAGUCAGGUGCACAAAUGGUUCCUCCUCAGCUCACCUUUCUCCAGCUUUCCAAGACUGGGAAAAGGCUCACAAACGGAAAGAUGGAGACUGGAUGGGAGUGACAGGGAAAAUGACCGUGUCGUUCUACCCAAGAGAGGAGCUGGGAGGAUUUGGAAGCAGCGCUUGAAGUGGAAGAAAACUGGUGAGUAGCAGAUAGAUCACUAACCCUUGACAUCCUCCUCUCCUCAUCCAGUUUAUGUAAUAAACUCAGCCUAUGAGAUGAGCAGAGCCAUUAACAGGAUAUUUUAUCUGUUAAGAAGUUAUCAUUUUUACAUUAAUACUGAAGGUUCAAGGCCCUGUUUUUCCAGUUAAGAUGUGACACCUCAUCGUGAACAUGUGACAUGAGACAGUGUGUCUGUCUGUCCUGUUCCUAGCUGUUCUACAGUCCUGUUAUGAAGAUGACAUAGGCAUUCCUAUUACUCUUAAAAGAAAACAAGUAGAAAAAGAUGGUUCUCAUGGUUCUCCCUACUGUGCAUCACAGUGUAAAUAAAAAAUGUUCCUGAGUCUGGACAGGUUACCUGGAGGGACUGUUACUGUUACAACAAGUAAGUAAUAAUAUUACAUCUAAGCCACGUAACAGCAUGACUGUACUAUUUCUUCAAAUGUUAUUAAAAAAUCUCGAAUACAAAGCAGUUGUAGUAGCUGCUUCUGCUAUAUUCUGUAUGUAGCAGACAACAGUGAAACUUACUCCUAUAUAAAAGCAACGUGAAAAACCUUUCUAUAGCAAUUGUGUGUUGUUUUGUUUAUAGAUGAUAAUAAGUAAAUUAAAAAAAAAGUAACAGCAAA